AUGACUCCCCCUACUCGAAAUCCUUCGAAUCACGGAAAAACGAAUAGACACAAUCAACGGGUAGGUGUGCAAAUGAAAUUCUCCCCAUCUUUUUCGACUUUUAGCCGUAUCCCGACAUUCGUACCGUCGCGACUUACCGUACCACUCCAAACUCGAACCAUCGCGCUCAAACUGAUUCGGACCGCAACAACAACUACAGUUCAAACACGGGAUCUCAUGGAACGUCGAGAGUCGAGACCGAACGCCCACUAGAAACCCGUUCGAUCAACAAUGCUGGAGAGCCAGUUGAUGUGAGUUGAAGAAAGAUAGAGCUAAUGUUGAGCCAAUUUUAUUCUUAGGUGAUGUCACUUCCGUCAUUCAAUAGAAACGCUAUAAUGACGCGGAGAGUCAAGAAGGAACUUGUCGGUAAAUGAAAUUGUAGCAGUUAUCUUGGUUUUGAUUGGAUUGGUUUGACUCAAAUCAAUACAACAUCCCGCUCAUCGGCCUUUUAACAUAUCCUGAGUCUUGAUGGAUCGACAGUUUUUUCAGACCCGAUUGAAACGCAAGUAAAAAUGCUGGAGGGGAAUCAGCAGGACAUUUCCAAACAACUCGAGGAGAUAAAAUCUACUAUCAAAGCAAUUGUUCCGGAAUUUAAUGAGAUGUUGUCAGCGAAAUGCUGUACUUUCACUAAGCUUAUCGAAGGAGUGACUGGAACCAUGGAUCAACUGAUAAAAAAGCUCGAAAGUUUGUCCAUUUCGUCAGCUGAACGCUCUACCGCUAUGAUCGAAAAACAAGCUACAAUGGCCGGCGCGCAUGAGCAGGCAAUGCGAUUUAUCGCAAUGAGCAUAAGCCAGUUUACCGAUGAGAUCAAAAAGCUGGACGAUAAGAACUCCAAGUGUUUGGAGGAGGUCCAGAAGCAACAAGAAACGUGGCAACGGCAUCAGAAUCGUGCAAUUGCCGCUUUCACAAGAAUCAACAACGAGAUGGCUAAUCUCCCCAUAUUUCACCAAGGCCUGAAAGAAAUGAGACAGGAAGUGGCGAACAUUCAACACUGGAUCGGGCGGAACAACACCGCGUUCAGAGCAGAAAUGCAAAAUCUGAAACAAGGUCAGAGAGGAGUGGAUUUGAAAUACAUAAAACACCAAUUUUCGUUUUUGUAGAAAUGAUGGACGAGAUCCAACGUCAAAGCCAACUCGAUCGCGAUGAGAGAGCUUUGCAAGCAAACGGUCCUCUCCAGAUUCCUCCACUCAUUCCGUUUGUGAGUAGAUAAAUAGAAAAAGAAACAAUAUAACUGAAAAUGGCAUCUUUGCAGCCACCACUCCCAUUCGGGUUUCCUUUCCCUAAUAUUCCAAUCGAUGUCAGAAGAAACUUGUUUGCUGCUCUCGCUGCGACCGCUCCGAACGCUGAGACCGCUCCGAACCAAGCACAACCGGUAAAUCAUCAGAAUAAGCUAAAAACUAUAACGAGACAUGUUAAUAUCAGCCGGUUCCAAUCCAACCAUCAAACCAACAACAAGCACAAUUACCGGUGUUCGGACAUCAGAUGGAAAAUCUUCCUCAUUUCGGCGUGUUCAUGCACCCUUUUGCGCAGAUUCCACAAGUCCAAAAUCUGCACAAUCUUCUUCAUCUCAUACAGUUCCAGCCGAAUGAGCAUCCGUUGGUUCAGGGACCACCGUUCCCUGAGGGAUCUCAAAUGAUUCAACCGGACCAGCCACAACCUGCUGCAAACAAUGCUGUUGACCAGCAGAAUGAACAGGUGAGAUAAUCGCUGAAACAAUCUGAAACAAGGGUGUGUUUUCAGAAUAUGGCCAACUGA
Messenger RNA from Caenorhabditis sp. 36 PRJEB53466, 1794 nucleotides. The record is from the annotation of a GenBank genome assembly. NCBI's taxonomy places the organism in Eukaryota, Metazoa, Nematoda, Chromadorea, Rhabditida, Rhabditidae.